Messenger RNA from Aspergillus luchuensis, 1722 nucleotides. RefSeq lists its product as uncharacterized. Gene Ontology annotation, cellular component: plasma membrane. Gene Ontology annotation, molecular function: nucleobase transmembrane transporter activity. Bases 1 to 1722 code for a protein of 573 amino acids. Gene Ontology annotation, biological process: transmembrane transport; nucleobase transport. The record is from RefSeq and is a predicted model, not a curated record. The transcript is spliced from 8 exons. NCBI's taxonomy places the organism in Eukaryota, Fungi, Ascomycota, Eurotiomycetes, Eurotiales, Aspergillaceae.
AUGGCCAGGUUUGGCAGUCGGGUGGUCUCCGCCCUCGAGCUGGAAUCCAGCCAGGACUCGCGCUGGUCUAACGAAGAUCUGCUUCCCACUCCUCCGGAGCAGUGCACCUGGCGCUGGUGGAACUAUGUCUCGUUCUACUGGUCCAUCUCUUUUACCAACUGGACCUUGGGAUCGACCAUGAUCGGCAUCGGUCUUAACUGGUGGCAGUCGAUUAUCGUCAUCUUCGUCUCCCAGCUCAUCUCGUCCGUCGCCAUGGCAUUCAACUCGCGCGCCGCCAGUGUAUAUCAUCUUGGAUUUCCCUGCGUCGGGCGCAGCGUGUUUGGCAUGUGGGGGAGCUACUACUUUGUCGGUGCACGAGCGGUGCUGGCCAUCGUGUGGUUUGCCAUUCAGAUGGACUUUGGCGCCGAAUACAUGUACAACAUUCUGCGGGCGAUUUUCGGUCACCAUUACACCGACAUCCCCAACCACAUCCCAUCCAGCGCAGGUAUCACCACGCAGAAGAUGCUGGCCUUCUUCCUCUGCUGGCUGGUGCAUCUGCCCUUCUGCCAUUUCCGUCCCUACCAGCUGCGCAAGUUCUUCAUCUUCAAGACCUUCAUUUCCCUGCCCGCCAUGUUCGGAUUGUUCAUUUUCGCCAUGGCCAACACUAAGGGUCAGCUGGGGACGAUGUACACGGCCGAGGCACGAUCCACGACAGCAACCGCCUGGAUGAUUAUUGCGGGAAUCAACAGUGGCUUGGGUAACACGGCCACGUUGAUCACCAACCAACCCGACUACUGCCGCUGGACUAAAACUCGCAAUGCCCCGCUCUGGACCCAGUUGCUCUCGAACCCGAUCGCGGUGACGCUCUCGGCGAGUCUGGGUAUUCUGGCGACAGCCGCCAUCAACAACAAAUACGGCACCGACAUCUGGAACCAAUGGGACAUGAUGGAAUUCAUCCUGGACCAUUACUGGUCCGGCACGACCCGAUUUGCCGUGUUCCUCGUGGCCUUUGCCUGGCUGGUACAGAUCCUCGGAACCAACAUCGCGGCCAACAUGAUCUCCUUCGGUGCCGAUUCCUCCAUGCUGUUCCCCCGAUUCAUCAACAUGCGUCGCGGACAGUACAUCGUGCAGACGCUCGCGUGGGCCGUCGUGCCAUGGGAGAUUCUCACGUCGGCGACGAAGUUCGAGGACUUUUUGUCCGGAUAUGCGUUGUUCAUGGGUGCUGUCGUGGCCAUCAUGGUGUGCGAGUACUUCUGCUUCGCUAAAGGCAACAUUUUCCUCUCAUCCCUGUAUGACGGCACGAAACUCAACAAAAACUACCGAUACUACGGCGGGUGGAACAUCCAAGCCGUGAUCGCAUACAUCAUUGCCAUUGCGCUGCCAUUCCCUGGUACAUUUAUCCUUUCAUCUCCCAUAACUCACCAGAUUUUAAUAAUUACCUGUACAGGUUUCGUCGGCUCUCUCGGCGCCAGCGUCUCCAUAACCGCGACCCGCAUGGGCGAUCUCGGGUGGAUCCUAUCCUUCACGACCGCAUUCGUGAUGUACUACAUCAUCUGCACGUUCUGGCCCACGGAGAACCAGAAAUUGAUUAAGAAGCAGGGGUUGACGUGGGAGCAGACGGCUCAGGAUACGGACCCGCAGGACUUCUAUCUUAACGGGGCGGGACUUGGGGGUGCGGAUGAGCCGGUGGCGGCUCAUCAGCAGGUGGUCGUUGAGAAGGGGGUCGUGGAGAAGGAUAUAUAA